Salvia hispanica is the source of this 674-nucleotide messenger RNA. NCBI's taxonomy places the organism in Eukaryota, Viridiplantae, Streptophyta, Magnoliopsida, Lamiales, Lamiaceae. The record is from RefSeq and is a predicted model, not a curated record.
AUGGCUGCACCACAAGCUCAAGUUCAGCGCCCCGUCGCCAACUUCUCUCCAAGUUUAUGGGGCGAUCAGUUCAUCACCAAUGAUUCUGGUGCUAAGGCUGCUGAGCAACAUUCAAAGGCAGUUCAAGUGCUGAAGAAUCAAGUGUUGGAUAUGAUCUCAGCUGCUGAAAACAAUCUGGCAGCAUGGCCACCGUUUAUCUUCUGGUCAAGUGAGAAGCCUAAAAUGCUUGUGGCAGGGCUACUCAUAUGUCGAGUCAUUGACGACAUAGCUACUUAUGAGGUCGAAAAAGAAAGAGGUCAGAGUGCAACAGGCAUAGAAUCGUACAUGAGAGACAAUGGCGCCACAAUAGAAGAAGCGGUGGCUAAAUUCUUUGAAAUAGCAACAGACGCAUGGAAGGAUAUAAAUGAGGAGUGUAUGAGGCCAUCUCCAUAUUCCAGAGAUGUUUUGAUGCGGAUUCUGAAUCUUGAACGCAUAAUUGAUGUUACUUACAAAGGCAACGAAGAUGGAUACACUCAACCUGAGAAGGUUCUCAAGCCUCACAUCGUUGCUUUGUUUGUCGAUCCUAUUGUGUUGUAGACCACAUAAGGCCAUAUUUUCUCUUUGUUUUUGUUUAAUGUUGUCUGGAGAUUAAUAAUAAUAAUAAUAAUAAUAAUUGAUUCCUAUUAAAUUUUUAA